Messenger RNA from Rhipicephalus sanguineus (brown dog tick), 1125 nucleotides. RefSeq names its product zinc finger protein ZFPM1. The record is from RefSeq and is a predicted model, not a curated record. Lineage: Eukaryota; Metazoa; Arthropoda; Arachnida; Ixodida; Ixodidae. The transcript is spliced from 2 exons. The coding region runs from base 1 to 1125 and encodes 374 amino acids.
AUGGACCUCCUGCUGCCCCAACUUGCUGCCUGGGCAAGGAUGCCCCGCCCCCAGAGGAGGACGCCUGCCGCACCAAGAGACCCGGACCAGCCAGGGCCUUCCCGGACGGCCCUACACCACCGCCGCCUACCGGGCGGGCUCGGCGACGACCAGCACCUGCAGCGGCGGGUUCCCCAACGCUCCCCGCGCCCCGACGCCUUCGGCCGGGGACCCCCGCCUCCACCGUGGCCUCGGACGGGACCUCGGCGCCGUCUUCUGCCUCGUCGUCCGCGUCGCAGCCGGGCCCUUCACCUCGGCCACUCCAAAGGCGACCGGCGCCUUCCCCGGUGGACUCCCCGCUACCGCCGCCACCUCGACGCACCCGGGUUCCGCGGAUUCGGAAGGGUCCUCUCGACCAGCCCCUUCACCCUAGCAGCCCGAGGUCGAGCCCCGUCCUCCGGUCCUGGACGGGGAUGCGCCGUGGUCUACACGACCACGUCGUGGAGUCUCCGCGUCCGCUACCUGAAGCGGCACUUGGAAGGCGCCCACGGCGUCGCAGUCCAGCAAAGAGUCACCGCCUGUGCCGGCUGUGCCGCACCUUUGCCGUUCCGGCUACCGCACCUCCUCGACGCCCAUCUGCGGUGGCACGAUCUCCACGACGUGGCUGAUCCAGUGGCCAGGGUCCCGCUGCCCCGUCUCCGGUCUUGGUCGCCGGCCCCCUACCCCAUCCGGGGUGCUCUCUCCCGACACACCGGCGUCGCCCACGCCCUCCCUGCCGGUCCUUCCUCGGUCACCAUCGCCGCAAGUCCCAUCGGCGGCCUCUUCGCUCGUCGCGGCCCACCUACUCUCACAUCGUCCACACCUGGCGAGGCACCAGCCCCGCGCGCUGGGUCACCCCCCACACCACCACUUGCAUCCCCCGGGGCCGCCUCGACCGCAUCACGGUCAUCCUUGCCCUCACCGACUCCUCCGGAGCCGGCGGCGCCUGACGACCCCGGGCCGGAUGCCCCCGUGGACGACCCGGCCAUGGACCUUCCCCCGGACCACACCCGCCUGUUCGCGGAACAGGUCCGCGUCCUUCGGGCCACCCUUCGCGACGGGCCCACUGCGGAGUCUUGGGAGGCCUGCGAGGAAGGCUGGAAUUAG